CGUUUCCACCGUCUACUGCAGAAAAGUACCAACAGGUCGAGAAACGAUUCGGUGAACAGAAAAUCUCUGCAAAAAUUCGAAAAGGCAAAAAAGAAACAUACACACGAAAAAGCAGAGCAAGAGAGCGUGCAAGUGCAACGGGUCUCUGAGAGGCAUCGAAUCAUAGUGUUCUUCACGAGAAAAAACUCCAACCCCAUUAAAAUCUACAGAUUUUACUCUCUCUCCUCCUUUCCUUUUUUUGUUUGUGGGUUUUUGAAUUAAUGGCUGUUGUGGGUUUUUGAGAAAAGUAAAGCAGGAGGAGGAAUGCUUGCCUUUUGAGCUCCCAUUACAAUGGCUGAGAAUCCCUGUUCCUUCAAGGAUAUAUUUUUAAUAAAGGCGCCAAAGAAAUCUCCAUUGGUGCUGCGGAUGAUUGUCGUGCUGUUUGCAAUGGUCUGUGGUGUCUAUAUUUGCUCAAUUUGUUUAAAGCAAGUCAGCACCCGCACCAAGUCCGGAUUUUCAAGUGUUCAGGUGAUUCAAAGGCCUUGUCCACAUCCUGAUGUUGAGCCGGAGGAAUUUCGUUAUAUGCACUACCCAAAGCCCAAUACUUAUAGCAGGGCUGAGUGUGCGUGCAAUCCUGUGCGAUAUUUCGCAAUUUUGUCGAUGCAGAGAUCUGGGAGUGGGUGGUUUGAGACGCUAUUGAAUAAUCAUACUAACAUAAGCUCAAAUGGGGAGAUUUUCUCUGUGAAAGUUAGGAGAAGUAAUAUUUCAACAAUCGUUGAGACUUUGGACAAACUUUAUAAUCUAGAUUGGUUGAGUAGUGCCUCAAAGAAUGAAUGCACCGCUGCAGUUGGCUUGAAGUGGAUGCUUAAUCAGGGCUUGAUGCAGCAUCAUGAAGAAAUAGUAGAGUACUUCAAUACACGAGGUGUUUCUGCUAUCUUUCUCUUUCGGAGAAACCUGUUACGGAGGAUGAUCUCUGUGCUUGCAAACUUGUAUGACCGAGAUAAUAAGCUGCUGAAUGGGACCCACAAGUCUCAUGUUCAUUCUCCUCACGAGGCAGAGAUACUUGCAAAAUACAAGCCUAUAAUCAAUGCAACUUUGCUGAUACCCAACCUGAAGCAAGUAGAGGAUACAAGUACUAAAGCUUUGGAAUAUUUGAAGAGCACCCGACAUAUUAUCCUAUUCUAUGAGGAUAUCGUAAAAAACCGCACUAAAUUGCUUGACGUUCAAGAUUUUCUCAAGGUUCCAAAAAGGGAUUUAAAGAGUCGCCAGGUGAAGAUACACAAAGGUAACUUAUCUAGUCAGAUUGAGAAUUGGGGUGAUGUCCAAAAGACACUUGCGGGAACACAGUAUGAAAGGUUCCUCAGUGUGGAUUAUCGAAGAAGGUAAACAGCAGUGAGGCGAUGUAUAUACGCUUUAUUCUUUUAACAUUUUUGUUUUCAUCUUUCGUCUUCAACCGCAGAAGCCAACAGGUUACGCCUCCCUGUUGAAAUUUUGGGAAAUUUUGGAUGCAGCUUCUAAAUUUUGGUUAUAGCUUCUGUCAGUCGAUUUUUGUUUCUUCUUUGCCACUCGCUUAAUAUUCAAUUGAUUCUUUAUCCUCUCCUUGUUUACGAGAAAUAUUGUUGUUGUAUUUGAGCUAAAUCAAUAGAAAAAGUUGCAGUUUCACCUUGCAA
Molecule: messenger RNA, 1649 nt
Organism: Pyrus x bretschneideri (Chinese white pear)
Lineage: Eukaryota; Viridiplantae; Streptophyta; Magnoliopsida; Rosales; Rosaceae
Product: nodulation protein H-like
Exons: 6
Coding region: 331-1365 (344 amino acids)
Source: RefSeq, a predicted model, not a curated record